GACAUCUGCGGAAAACGUUAGCUAACUAGCUAGCUCAUAAUAAUAAGGUGCGAGGCAGGCAAGGGAAGAUUACUGUCGCUUUUAAGGGGUUUCGGAUCAUUUUUAAGAACCAGAAGACAGGAAACAGGGUGGAUACGGUCCCGGAGGGCGUGGACACGCGUGUCAUUUCUCUUAAAGCUGCCCUUUACGUGCUGCGGAACAAGCAACAAGCUGUGCUCAGACUGAAUGGCCGAGGGCUUCUCAGACCCACCUGACCUCAAUCCAGAUCUGACGCAACAUCAAACGUCACAUCAGCACAAACCCAGAAGAGGCCGACCCAGACACAGCAAUGACAGACACCUCAGUAACAACAGUAAUGAGACCUGUCAUCAGUAUGGACCCUUUAAUCAGGGCACUAAUCCCCCUUUUAGCCAUAGAUCAAAUUAUGAAGAUCAUCAUCGUCCUCCUUACCAAGGAGGAGAUGAAGGCAGAAGGCGAGGCAGAGGAAGAGGAUGGAGAGAAGGGAACAGAGGAGGUUCUGUGCCAUGGCGGCAAAGACCUGGAGGUGAUCCAUACGGUGGCAGCAACAGAUACAUGAGUGGUGUCCAUGCUUUUGCACAUCCCAUGGGUGGUGCUGAUGGACCCAACUGGCGGCGAGGAAGUGCAAACAGGGAUACGGAACAAACUAAUGAGGACCAGGAUGCCCAGGCUAAAAAACCAAGGAAGUUUAGUCAGGAGCAGCGAAAGGGAGAACAUAAUGGCAGUUGGAAGGAGAACAACACCACAGUGGAGGAUCAAAGGAAGAGAGAAGACUCAGAGUCCCAACAUGACAAUAAUCAGAGGAAACACACUGACCCAAAGCGACGGCAAGGACCAAUCAAACCACCCAAACAACCAUCACAAGAGGAGCCAGGCUCAGAGAAGGGAGCCAGUGGCCAAGAUGACUCUGAUCAGGGGCGAGCAUCUCAGGAUUCUGCAGGCAAAGGUGGAAGAGGCUCAGGAGGGAAUGCUCCCCUUCAGGCCAGAGGGGGGAGAAGAGCAAACUAUCAAAACUACAAACCUGGUCAGAGGAGCUGGAACAAGAUGCCAAAGAGCAAAGAGACGCAGACAGGGUGUCUGAUUGAACAGCUGUCGGAGGAGAAAUACGAGUGCAUGGUGUGCUGUGACGUGAUCCGGGUCAUGGCGCCGGUGUGGAGCUGUCAGAGCUGCUUCCACGUCUUCCACCUCAACUGCAUCAAGAAAUGGGCUCGAUCGCCAGCCUCACAGGCAGACGAUUCAGCUGAAGGUUGGCGCUGUCCAGCCUGCCAGAAUGUUUCAAUGAAACACCCGACCUCCUACACUUGCUUCUGUGGUAAAGUGACAAACCCUGAGUGGCAGCGUACUGAGAUUCCCCACAGCUGCGGUGACAUGUGUGGGAAGAAGAGAAGUGGAGUGGACUGCAACCACCCCUGCAAUAUCUUAUGCCACCCUGGACCUUGUCCUCAGUGUCCUGCCUUUGCAACGAAAUCCUGCAUCUGCGGGAAGACGAGUCAACCAGUGCGCUGCGGUCAGGCCACUGUGCUCCAAUGUGACAAAGUGUGUGGUGCUGUACUCAACUGUGCUGAACACACCUGUGUGCAGGUGUGCCACAGCGGGACCUGUCAGCCAUGCCAGCUGCAAGUUCAGCAGGUUUGCUUUUGUGGCGUGACCGCACGGGAAGUCUCGUGUGGCACAGAUAAAGCAGGAUUUGAUGGUUCGGGACAUUUCUCCUGUGGAAAAAUAUGUGGGAAGAUGCUAAACUGUGAAGCCCACCGGUGUCAGCAGGCAUGCCAUCGUGGCCCGUGCAAGUCGUGCCCGCGCUCACCAAGCCUGGUGAAUACGUGUCCCUGCGGUCAGACGCCGCUGACAAAACUCCUGGAGCUGGGUUACUCUGAGCGACGGAGCUGCUCCGAUCCCAUCCCCUCCUGCGGGAAGACCUGCAACAAACCCCUGGCCUGCGGCUCGAGUGACAUCAUCCAUCUGUGCGAGAAGCUGUGCCACGAGGGCAGCUGUGGGCCCUGCUCUCUGACCUCAACUAUCAGGUGCAGAUGUGGCUCCAAGACUAAGGAGGUCCCAUGUGAGAAAAUCCAAAAAGAAGAGGAGCUCGUCUUCACUUGCGAGAAGCGCUGCAACAAGAAGCGCUCCUGUGGCCGACACAAGUGUGGGGAGCUUUGUUGUGUGAGCGUGGAGCACAAGUGCUCCAUGAUCUGCGGCUACAAGCUCAACUGUGGCCUCCACCGCUGCCAGGAGCCUUGUCACCGUGGAAACUGUGAACCCUGCUGGCAGUCCAGUUUUGAUGAGCUGACGUGUCACUGCGGGUCCACGGUGCUGUAUCCACCCAUCCCCUGUGGAACGAAGCCACCCGAGUGCAAAAACGUGUGCACGAGAAGACACGAGUGUGACCACCCAGUGUUUCACAACUGCCACAGUGAGGAGAAAUGUCCUCCCUGCACUUACCUCACGCAGAAAUGGUGCAUGGGAAAGCACGAGCAACGCAGCAACAUCCCGUGUCAUCUCCAAGACAUUUCUUGUGGCCUAAUGUGUAAUAAAACGUUGCCCUGCGAGACGCACCGCUGCAAACGCAUCUGUCACCGGGGAGAGUGCCUGCCAGAAGGCAGCUGCCAGCAGCCCUGCACGCUGCCUCGUCCAGACUGCGGCCACCCGUGCGCUGCUCCCUGUCAUAAAGGCAGCAGCUGUCCACGCACCACCUGCACUGCCAAGGUUGCGGUACAGUGUGAGUGCGGUCGUAGAAAGGAAACCGUGGCCUGUGCAGAAGCAGCCAAUUCAUACCAGAGGUAUGCUGCCAUUGCCAUGGCCAGUAAGCUUUCGGACAUGCAGCUCGGUGACUCCAUGGAUAUCGGCCCGCUGAUCUCUAAGAAAGAGCUGAAACAGACGAGGCUCGAGUGCGAUCAAGAGUGCGCCACUUUGGAGAGGAACAGGCGCUUGGCGGAGGCGUUGCAGAUCGACUCGUCUUCUGACCCCUUCAACGUUCGCUCCACCUCUGCGUACAGCGACAGCCUCAAAGACGACGCCAGAAAAGACCUGAAGUUUGUCACAGAGGUGGAAGAGGAGAUCAACAAUCUUGUAGAGCUUGCUAAUAAGGGAAAGCAGUCGAAGAGGAGCCACUGUUUCCCGCCGAUGAACCGAGAGCAUCGGAAGAUCAUCCACGAGCUGGCCGAGGUCUACGGCGUGGAGAGCGUGAGCUACGAUAACGAGCCCAAACGCAACGUGGUCAUCACGGCUCACAAGGGGAAGUCGGCCUGCCCGAACUCAACCCUGACUUCACUGAUAGAGCGAGAGACAGCUGCACGGGCUCCUCCUCCCAUCGCUCAUAUCAAACAGCACAGCAGCAAGUCUGCCGGUGGAAGCACCUGGUCGAAGAUGGUUAAAGAAGAGCCCGCGAUCGAUUAUUUUGACGUCCAGGACUGAAAGUAAAAACAAAUCUUCUGCCAAAAAGUCCAAAACUCGUUUCAUUUGCAUUCAUCUGAGACCAAUAAUCAUAAUUUCUCUGGCUUCUUGUUGAUAAAAAAUAAAUGUUUGGAAAUAUUUCAAAGCUGCAAUGGUCUCUGGGGAACUCUCACUCUUGUUAUAUGUGGGAGGAUGAAUUGAGCCCUUGAAUUUUGACAUUAAAGUCCAUGAAGACUUUCCCUGUUUGAAAAGCUCCUGCGUGUUUUCUUUGCCUCCCUGGUAUGCGUUUUAAUAAAAAGCGAAUUCUUCCCUAUUUAAUGGGUGCAGAUGUUGAUAUGAAAUUUAAUACAUCGGCUCCAGAAUAUCUCCGAUGUCCACAUUAGGUGCUCUAUCGCUUACUCAGGGUUAAGUCUGUAUGGCAGGGAUGUGUUGUUGUUCUUUCUGCAAGGCUUCAUGAGGGCGGGUGGGUAAGAGUCAGUGGGCUGCAUUGCAUAAAGAAAGCUUUGCUCCAAACACAACUAUGACCCAGAUGUGGCGCUGCACUUUGUGAAAACUCUUCCUGGGUAAAACGUGAAGGCACUCGGAGGUCGAGCUGAUGCAGCAGGAUGUGUGUCGUAGAUGAGAUGAGAGCGUAGAUCCUGUUCUCCAGCUAAUGGACUGUUUCACCCACUGCUGCGGCCUGUGAGGUUAGGAUGCUGAGUCAGGCAGACUCCAGCACUGAGUGGACACUACAGGAUGGACAGCUACUCGCACACUCUGUGUUUGCCGACUUAAAGGUUCUCAUUGAUUAAGGCCUCUCCUCUCUAUAGGUACAUGCUAAUGGAUUUCAGGAUACUAACCAGCUUUCUGUACAGAUGUUCUCAUUUUAUUUUAUCACCUUUAUUUAAGCAGGAAAUCCCACUGAGGUCAAAUCUCUUCCACAGUGGAGACCUGGCAGCCGCAUAAAUAAACACAACAUGAUGGAUAACAUGACAACUCACAUUUUCUCCAUAACUAUAUUUGUUUAAAUUCAAUAAUAUCUUUUUUUCUUGUAAGGGCUUUUCAAGAUUUUUUUGCAUCAAUGACAUUUGGAAAAUACACAUUUACGUGUUUACUUCUACACAUGUUGUCAAAUUGGUGCAUAAACAAUGACUUUUAACACAUUUAGAAAUGAAGGAAGCUCACGAGAUGAAUAAAUGUUCCUUUAAUGUUAGUAAGCAAGUGGGAGAAGAUUUGUUGCUGUUGUUUAUAAUUUAUACUCUAGUUUUUUUGUAAAUUUAUGCUUAUCCAACAAAAUCUUUAAAUCAAGAUCUCAGAUUAUUAACUGAAAGUUGUUUUUGUCCUUUUUUUGUUGUUGUCAGUUUCAAGUUAUCUUCUCAGCGUUUUAAAUUUGUCUCAGACCAACCACGAGUUAGCGUUAUUAAGUUUUGUGAAAAUGACCUGAAAUUUUGAGUUGCACAUGUCAAAAUAAAUAAAUAACCCCAGUGCGUAA
Molecule: messenger RNA, 4876 nt
Organism: Maylandia zebra (zebra mbuna)
Lineage: Eukaryota; Metazoa; Chordata; Actinopteri; Cichliformes; Cichlidae
Gene: nfx1
Product: nuclear transcription factor, X-box binding 1
Biological process (GO): negative regulation of transcription by RNA polymerase II
Cellular component (GO): nucleus
Molecular function (GO): DNA-binding transcription factor activity, RNA polymerase II-specific; zinc ion binding; RNA polymerase II transcription regulatory region sequence-specific DNA binding
Source: RefSeq, a predicted model, not a curated record